Molecule: messenger RNA, 1968 nt
Organism: Oryza sativa Japonica Group (Japanese rice)
Lineage: Eukaryota; Viridiplantae; Streptophyta; Magnoliopsida; Poales; Poaceae
Source: RefSeq, a predicted model, not a curated record
AUGACAGGAGGAUCAGGGGAGCAUCCUCAACAUUCACCACGUACGAGGGGCAUCAUACAACAUUUUGAGCACCAAGUGAGGGAGCAUGCUGAAGGCCUUGAUGAGGAUGUUAGGGUCGCCAAUGAUCGCCUUGGUCAAUUGGAGGCUACUCAAAUUGACACCAACUCCAAGCUUUCCUCAUUGGAGACACCCCUUGUGGCUGUGAACACUUCUCUUGCAGGUAUCUUGAAUACGUUGAAGAGAAUGAGCCAAGAUGGUCAUGAUGGACCGGCUAGGCGCAACCACAUUGGCCAUGAAGCUAAUAGCAGCGUCGCAGCAAGGGAAGAAGUGGACUACGCUGCUGACACCGAGCUUGAUGAGGAGGUACUUGGUCGUCCACAACGACAACAGCGCCAACAGCGCCAUGGAAUGGGCGCUCCACCACGGCAGGAGGUACAUGAUAAUGACGAUUCUUUAGGCAAGAUCAAGUUUACCAUUCCUUGCUUUGAUGGAAAAUAUGACCCUGAUGCAUAUCUUACUUGGGAGUUAGCCAUUGAUCAGAAAUUUGCUUGUUAUGAUUUUCCUGAGAAUAAAUGUGUUAGGGCUGCUACUAGUAAGUUCACUGAUUUUGCAUCCAUUUGGUGGAGUGAAUUUGUUCGUUCCAAUCCAAAUAACACUCCACAAACCUGCGAUGCAAUGAAAAGAGUCAUGCGAGCUAGAUUUGUUCCUUCAUAUCAUGCAUGUGAUUUGCUGCAUAAAUUGCAACAACUUAGACAUGGAAUCAAAUAUGUAGAAGAGUAUUAUCAAGCUUUGCAAACAGGAAUGCUUCGUUGUGGUUUGGUGGAAAAUGAUGAUGCUGCUGAAAGGGAAGUGCAGGGACGAAGAGCUAGCUUCAGGACUAACAUUUCUGCAGGUCGUACUAGCUCUUGGACACCUUCCAACGCUGUUGCACCGUCAACUCGAGCAGCAGCACCAUCGUCCUCAAGCAACAAGCUACGUUCCUCCACGACAAACUCUACACCAUGCCUGAGUGAACCAGCAAGAGGGGUUGCUGCUACACCUUCCAAGAGUUCAUCAUUAGUGGCAUCAUCAGGAAGGACAAGCGAUAUUCAGUGCCUACACUACAAGGGCUUUGGUCACAUGUGCAAGGACUGCCCAAGCACUCGUGUAAUGAUCGUGAGAGCUGAUGGUGGGUACUCCUCCGCUGGUGAUUUAGAUGAAGAAACCUAUGCUUUGCUUGCAACUAACAAUGCAGGGGAAGGUGACACGCCCCACCAAGAUGAAGAACACAUUGGGGCCGAAGCUGCAGAGCACUAUGAGAGCCUCGUGGUGCAGCGAGUGCUAAGUGCACAAAUGGAAAGGGCUGAAGAAAAUCAACGCCACACCUUGUUUCAAACCAAGUGUGUGAUCAACAAACGCUCUUGCCGCGUGAUCAUAGAUGGAGGAAGCUGCAAUAAUUUGGCUAGUGUUGAAAUGGUGGAGAAACUUGCAUUGAGCACACAACCACACCCGCAGCCCUACUACAUUCAAUGGUUUAAUAGCAGCGGCAAGUACUUCUUUGUGCAUAAUGGAAAAAAGCUUGUGUUACAUCCUAUGUCUCCUAAAGUUAUUUUAAAGGAUGAACUUGCUAGAGCUAGCAAGCAAAAACUUCAGGAGCAUACUAGGAGUGAGCAUCAUAUUGUGGCUAAUGAACUUGAGAAGCAUAAGAAGAAAUGCACCAACUCUGUUCAAAAUAAUAAAAAUGAGAUUAAGCUGAAGGGAUCUUGUUUCAUUGCAACAAAGUCAGAUUUGGACGAAGAAUACGCCGAUGUUUUCCCAAAGGAGGUUCCACCGGGGCUGCCACCAAUUCGAGGGAUUGAGCACCAGAUUGACCUCAUUCCUGGGGCCUCUUUGCCAAACUGUGUGCCAUACAGGACCAACCCAAAGGAAACAAAGGAGAUACAACAUCAAGUGCAAGAAUUACUCGACAAGGGGUAUGCGCAUUUGUGA